Molecule: messenger RNA, 2970 nt
Organism: Pocillopora verrucosa
Lineage: Eukaryota; Metazoa; Cnidaria; Anthozoa; Scleractinia; Pocilloporidae
Source: RefSeq, a predicted model, not a curated record
UAUCGAAUCACUUUGUAUUGCGUUACUAAAAAUAAUGUUUCCCUGAUUACAGGAGAGGAUGGCAAUGGAAACCUAAUAGCAGAAGCCAUGAUAGCUUUCAUGACCAUCGCCUUCUAUGUUUCCGUGUUCUUGCUCAACUCAAAUCGCAUUCAGAAAGCCAUUGAGAUAUGCAGGGAAUGUUUGAUUUUGCUAAAUAGCACCGAUCAAAACAGCAAAGACAUCUUUAUAGUUGUUUUCAGCGAGAUGCUGUUUGCCUUAUACAGAAAGUCUGGAAUUAUGCUUAAAACACUUGGCGAAAACCUAAAGGCGAAGGAAUAUUUUGAGAGGGCCCUUGCUAUAGCUACCGAAAUUGGCGACAGAAGAGGAGAAGCAUUAUGUUAUGGACACCUAAAAUAUGACAAAGCUGAAGAUUAUCUCCAAAGAGCGCUUGUCAUCAAAACUGAAAUUGGCGACAGAAAUGGGGAAGCAACAUCUUAUGGAAACCUAGGUGCUGUGUUUCUGUCGCUCGGGCAAUACAACAAAGCUGAAGAGUAUCUCCAAAGAGCACUUGUCAUCCACAGUGAAAUUGGCCACAGAAAUGGGGAAGCAUCAUGUUAUGGAAACCUAGGUACUGUGUUUCAGUCGCUCGGGCAAUACGACAAAGCUGAAGAGUAUCUCCAAAGAGCGCUUGUCAUCAGAACUGAAAUUGGCGACAGAAAUGGGGAAGCAUCAUGUUAUGGAAACCUAGGUACUGUGUUUCUGUCGCUCGGGCAAUACGACAAGGCUCAAGAGUAUCUCCAAAAGGCGCUUGUCAUCAGAACUGAAAUUGGCGACAGAAAAGGAGAGGCAACUGACUACGGAAACCUUGGUACUGUGUUUCUGUCGCUCGGGCAAUACGACAAAGCUGAAGAGUAUCUCCAAAGAGCGCUUGUCAUCAGAACUGAAAUUGGCGACAGAAAAGGAGAGGCAUCAUGUUAUGGAAACCUAGGUACUGUGUUUCAGUCGCUCGGGCAAUACGACAAGGCUCAAGAGUAUCUCCAAAAGGCGCUUGUCAUCACAACUGAAAUUGGCGACAGAAAAGGAGAGGCAACUGACUACGGAAAUCUUGGUAAUUUGUUUCAGUCGCUCGGGCAAUACGACAAGGCUCAAGAGUAUCUCCAAAGAGCGCUUGUCAUCAAAACUGAAAUUGGCGACAGAAAAGGGGAAGCAUCAUGUUAUGGAAACCUAGGUACUGUGUUUCAGUCGCUCGGACAAUACGCCAAGGCUAGAGAGUAUCUCCAAAAGGCGCUUGUCAUCAGAACUGAAAUUGGCGACAGAGAAGGAGAGGCAACUGACUACGGAAAUCUUGGUAAUUUGUUUCAAGCUAUGGGAGAUUAUGAAGCCUCAGAAGUAUGCUUAGAGAAAGCUUUAUCGAUAUCCAGAGAUAUUGGAGAUAGAAGAAAAGAGUUCGAAAUCCUUCAAAGUUACGCCAUUUUGUAUUUGUCGCAAGAUAAAAAAAAAGAAGCCCGUUCGUAUCUUCAUCUCUGCAUUGAAAAGUAUGAGGAGCUGAGAUAUUUCUUGGGCGCCAAUGAUCACUUCAAAACAUCACUUCUGGAGCACUCAGGAAUAUUUCCCUACAAGCUGCUUUGUAGUUUGCUUUGUGACACCGGAAAUGCUCGGGAUGCUCUUUAUGUUGAGGAGUUGGGUCGAGCUAGAGGCCUAUCAGACUUAAUGGUAGAGAAGUACUCGGUUGAAACGCACAUCUCUGCUAAUCCGCAAUCUUGGUUUGGCGUUGAGAACAUUUUUAGAAAGAAAAAUAACUGUACUUGUCUGUACAUUUCUUAUUUUCACAAUGAUCUGCGUUUGUGGAUCUUAAAGACAAGUGGAGUCCUUCACUAUAGAAGAAUAUCAGUAGAAGAGAAUCUAGUUCAGGCUGGGUUGCCCAAAGAUUUGCCUUUGAGUAAAUUUUUGGAUGAUAAUUUCCGGAGUCUUGGUAUUUUGCCCACUAAAGAUUGUGAAGAUCGGUCUUUAAAUAUGGUUAAAUUGCGACCUCUCUCCCCCGCAAAGAAGAGCUCAGCAAGAUUGCGACUCGUGGAGGAGGACGAGGACGAGGACGAGGAUGAGGACGAGAAAGUGAUUUCAAGUCUAUUUUUGUGUUACAAAAUGUUUAUUGCUCCCGUUUAUGAUUUGCUUGAGGAGCCUGAAGUCAUCAUCGUUCCUGACCGCAGUUUGUACAAAGUUCCCUUUGCUGCACUGAGUGAAAAGGAGGGAGCCCAAUACCUCUCGGAGACUCAUAGAAUCCGUGUCAUUCCUUCUUUGACAACACUCAAGAUUAUUCAAGAUAGCCCAGAGGACUAUCACAGCAACACUGGUGCCUUGAUAAUAGGCAACCCUAAGGUUAAUUGGCUGCCGUCAUUGCCAGGUGCGAGAGAGGAAGCGGAAAUGGUCGGACGACUGGUGGGUGUUCUGCCUCUGGUAGGAGAAGAAGCAACAAAGCAGGCGGUGCUUGAGCGGAUAAGUUCAGUGAGCCUCAUUCAUUUUGCUGCCCAUGGUGACGCCGAGAGAGGAGAAAUUGCCCUCUCCCCCAUCCCUAGUACUUCCAACAGGCGAAACGCUAUCUUACCACAUGAAGAUUACAUGUUGACGAUGGCUGAUGUAUCACGAGUGAAAGUCAGAGCUAAACUGGUGGUACUUAGCUGCUGUCACAGUGGAAGAGGUGACAUUAGAGCCGAGGGAGUUAUAGGAAUUGCCCGUGCGUUCUUAGGAUCCGGUGCUCGCUCGGUGUUGGUUGCGCUGUGGGCCAUUUCAGACUCAGCAACAGAGCAGCUGAUGAGUCGGUUCUACGAACACCUUGUAGAGGGAGAAAGUGCCAGUGAAUCCCUCCAUCAGGCCAUGAAGUGGAUGAGAAAAAGCAAGUCUACCAGUGUGUCUGAGUGGGCUUCGUUUACGCUGAUUGGAGAUGAUGUGAGACUCGGGUUUGACAAGCAGAGAGAAAGAGCCCCGACAGAGUAA